UGAAACUCAGUGCAUAAGGGGUAAUUUACAAGACAAAAAACAACCUUAACAUUCCAUUGCUUUUCGAGAACAUAGUACUUGGAAGAAUCAAAAAAUCGGAUCCUUUAGGUCAAAAGCUUUAUGUUUGAGCACCACGCCAACAUAUUCCAUUCGAAAUUCAGAAAUAGGUCUUUGUUCUGUGUUCCGGGAGAUUUAAUGUGGUUUAUUCGAGCGAUUCGUGUUAGGCGACAGCCGGAAUAUAUAUUAUCACGCAUUUUUACCUAUAAAAGUCCGUAGCUAUUCUUCUUCUCGCAUUAAUGUUCUAGUUGUCUUGACAUUUCUGUGACUGUGAAAAUUUCUUCACCAUUUUUCGGCUGACACUGUUUCUGGUGAAUCCACUUUGCAGUCGUCUACAAUGUUCUCCACUUUCAAUUUUAUGGCGUUAUUUGCUUGUUUAUUCUUCAGUGCAGUAAACUCUUUCCCUGGAAUACAAAAUCAGUUGCAAGAGAAAGAUCGAAAGAUAACUGGAAAUUCGAGACCGGAAAGGAUUGAAGUGGAAGUUACUUCUUUUCCUCCCAAGCCUUACCAGUUUGGCUAUGAACUGGAAGAUGGUUUUGGGAUGAGCCAAUAUCGCAAUGAGGCUUCCGAUGGCACAGGUGUUGUGAAAGGUAGCUACGGUUACAUGGAUCCUACGGGAAUUUACAGGAAAGUAGAAUAUACUGCAGAUGACAACGGAUACAGGGCAGUCAUCCGCAGCAAUGAGCCUGGAACAGCAAAUCAGAAUGUUGCAGAUGCCUUAUUCAUCGUUGAGCCAACCCCGACAGGUAUUGUUCGACAAGAUAUACAGAAUGAAAUAUCGCCUAGAGAUAAUAAAGCUUAAUACAUUCGCAGUAUGAAAAUGUAUGAAAUUUCUGUUAAUAGUGCCAAUAAUAUAUAGCAGUAAUAAAAAUCAGAAUAUCAUUUUUACAUUGGAUUAUUAUUUUCCCAAAGAAAUGAAAGAAUGUGGUAAAUAUUUAUUAUUCAUUGCAUGUUUCCCUAAAAACUAAGAAUCAAAAUAUUCGAAUACAAGCUUUAACAAAAUAAAUUCAGUGAAAUUUGUAUACUUUUAUCUUAAUUAGUUAACACUAUUUUAACAAGAUGCAUUUGGAAAAAGCAUACAUAAAUUUAAUCUUGAAAAAUUAAUUCUGAAUGCAAUUAAAAUGUUUCAAAAUAUCGAGCUAAAUUUUUUUAAGAUGAAUAACAAUUUUUAUCAUGAAAUUCUUUUAAACUGUUUCAAGUCUGGAAGACGAAUUACGUACAUUUGUAAAAAAUGCAUUUAUAGUUAAUUUUAGCAGCAUGCAUUACCCUUUAAUUGAGUUAAAUUACCUGUAUGAAACAGUAUAGGUCUGCAUCUACGGUUAUCAACUAUCAAAUAUUGUUUUAGAUAAUGGUAUACUAUUAAUUUCAUACUAUUUGCUUCUUUUUUAAAAUGAAAUGUAUGUUUUUCAAAGAAAUUCCUACUAAUUCAAGUUUGGAUAAGGAACUUUUAUUCUACAAGAUUUU
Molecule: messenger RNA, 1521 nt
Organism: Stegodyphus dumicola
Lineage: Eukaryota; Metazoa; Arthropoda; Arachnida; Araneae; Eresidae
Product: cuticle protein 10.9 pseudogene
Source: RefSeq, a predicted model, not a curated record